This is a messenger RNA of Aureobasidium subglaciale EXF-2481, 2734 nucleotides long. RefSeq lists its product as uncharacterized. The coding region runs from base 241 to 2544 and encodes 767 amino acids. The transcript is spliced from 2 exons. The record is from RefSeq and is a predicted model, not a curated record. NCBI's taxonomy places the organism in Eukaryota, Fungi, Ascomycota, Dothideomycetes, Dothideales, Saccotheciaceae. Gene Ontology annotation, molecular function: transmembrane monodehydroascorbate reductase activity.
AACGCGCCGAAGCGCGCUCAAACAGCGUUGGCAAGAUGUCUACCGAGGGUAUUAGUGCGCCAGGUAGCAGUGUCUACGACUCCAGCACCAUGUUUGUCGGAGACGGAACAUGGGACUCAACCAAGAAUACAUUUCUCCUACCCAAUCUACAGGGCCUCAACUUCGCAACAAUGCAGCUGAACAGUGAGAUUAUCCAAACUCGCUUAGUCUCGAAGUUUGUCUAACUUCCUGUCCCUAGGCAUGUCCAACCGCUUCUCCGAACUCCCUCAAUACCACCGCCUGAUCAUCGGUCAUGGAGUGCUGGCUGCGCUAGUCUUUCUACUGCUGGUCCCUUCAGCUAUCUUCACCGCUCGGUUCUACUACCGCAACCCUCGCCUGGCUCUUCGACUCCAUAUCUAUCUCCAGAUACUGACAGUCGCCUUGGUCACUGUUGUCUUCAUUCUUGGCUGGUUCGCCGUAGGUCCAGAGCGAAGCUUGUCAAAUCCACACCACGGUAUCGGAGUCGCUCUGUACACACUGGUCCUCGUCCAAUUCUUUGGUGGAGCCUUGAUUCAUCGGAUUGAGAAGGGUAAGUCGCGAUGGAAAAUCCCUCUCAAGCUGAUGCUGCAUCAGUGGCUUGGCCGAGCAAUUGCUCUACUGGGCAUAGCGCAGAUCCCCCUCGGCAUGACUCUCUAUGGAUCUCCCAAGUACCUCUUUGUUCUUUAUGCUGUGGCCGUAUCCGCCCUCAUCCUCUUGUACUUCGUUUUGUGCUACAUCUACCAACCGACGGCGGAUUACGAUGACUACUCCAGCUACACUUCAGGUCCGACCAGAACCGAGAUCACUGACGACCGACGCACUGGACGUACUAGAAGGUCUGUCAGCACUGGCAGCAACACUAGUCACCAUGGCUUGAGGAAUACCGCUUUCUUUGGGGCAGGGCUGGCUGGAUUGGCAGCCCUUCGUCAUCGUUCACAGAGUAGGAACGCGCAGAAGAUUGAAAGAGCCAAGACCCCUUCGCACAGGUCCUACCCUUCUGCCUCUUAUGUGGAAGAGGAAAAGGUGAUCGAGAAUCACACCAACACGAACACUUGGAGAAACAGAUUACUGGGCGCUGGCGCUGGACUUGGCGCAUAUCAAGGCUUGAAGAGCGCGUUCUCGCGCAAACGAGGACAUGAUGAAGAGAGCUAUGUCAGCUCCUCCUACGCUCCGACCAUUGGCGGAACUCAACCUGUCAGCCGAGCCGAGAUCACCCGAGUACGAGACGGAGAAGCACCUUUGUCACCUGAACCUCAGCGAGCUACCAGGACCGAUCGAACCAGUGCGUUACCGGUAGCUGCCCCUCUGGUACAGCCACUUCGUUCACGGACAAGUCGCGAUUCGUUCUCUUCAUACGACAGUCGAAGCUCGUUUGAGGAUGAGAUCGCCUCUCGGCCAACCAAGUCUUCUAAGCCCGGUGUCCUCGCUGGAAUGGGAGCCCUCGGUCUCUUUGGCUAUUUCAAAGAGAAGCGUAAGCAAAGUCAGAUCAAGAAGGAUGAUGCCAGAAUCGGGGAGAUGCGUCAGCAAGAACGACAGAACGCUGAACGAAUCAACCGUGCCAAUAGCCGACGCCAUACAGACCGCUCGAGGCACAGAAGAGUGAGCAUCGCGGAAACCGAAGCUACCCAAGAUCAUGGUUUCGCAGGCAGCAAUCCAGAACUCGCCAGACACCAUCCACCUGCUGGCAAUAUGCCGCCUUUGCCCGCUUCUGCAGCAACUCUGCCUACCAUCAAUCAGUACAGUGCGACUCAAUUGCCAAACAAUGAAGGGUCUACGUCUUUGGCACCACCGAUCAUGGGGCCUGCUUAUCCGACUCAGCCUGGUCUUGUGUCGAUGCCUGAAGGAGCUAUCAUGCCUGACGCCGCACGUCUCGCGAGAUCAAACCACACAUCCAGGACUCACCUUCCAGCUAUGGUACCGGACGCAGGACUCGCACCAGUCAAUACUGCUCAUCCGCUCAGUCGGCCCGAUCAUCGCGAGGCGUCAGAACGUGGCCACAUCGCUACUUCGCAGAUCAAGGGUACUCACGGCCCGACGACUGUUGCUUCACCACCUGUCAGCCUCAAGGUCAAGAUGAACCCUGAUGGACACUCUGUCACACUCCGGCGCUUGAACGAAGACGAGGCCGCAGCGGAGCGAGAAGCAAGGAGACGGGAGAGACGUCAGAGAAGGAGAAGGGCUGAGAGCCUGAGCUCUGGAGUCGAGGAUGAAAGCGUCAGGUACAGACGUACUCAAGGCACCACACAACCUCUGAGCAAUGUUACCAGACCAACAAUCUCAUCGCGCCCAGAUGAGCUGAAUCUGCCGCCCAUGCAGGGCCCCCCACCUGUUCCUGCACAUAAUAUGGGGAUGAGUCCUGUUAACAUGGCCCCCAGCGGCUUGAACAGCGGGAUUGGCAGUCCUGUAACGAACGAUACAGGUACGGGAACAGAGCUCAGUGCCUUCGACACAAACAGAAGGAGAAGAAGAGCAGAGAGAGCCUCUCAACGAAGCGCCAACCAAGGCGCACGUGUAGAGUUCUCCUAAUCACGACAUGACCAUACUCAAGAUCAAGUAAGUUUUGAUCCAUAAAUCUAUGGCUCCCAUCAAACUGCAUUUGCAACCAUGGCGUUCCGAGUAGAAGUUGCUUGAAUGGUGUUGGCUGGAGUCCUAGCGAUGUAUCAAAGAAGUCCUGUAGUUACAGGGGCAUGUAGUGAAUCUCAAGAAUGUUGCCGAA